Messenger RNA from Myotis myotis, 2132 nucleotides. It is a transcript of the gene DUSP13B, whose product is annotated as dual specificity phosphatase 13. The record is from RefSeq and is a predicted model, not a curated record. Bases 262 to 1245 code for a protein of 327 amino acids. Gene Ontology annotation, biological process: negative regulation of MAPK cascade; protein dephosphorylation. NCBI's taxonomy places the organism in Eukaryota, Metazoa, Chordata, Mammalia, Chiroptera, Vespertilionidae. Gene Ontology annotation, cellular component: cytoplasm. The transcript has 7 exons. Gene Ontology annotation, molecular function: protein tyrosine/serine/threonine phosphatase activity; MAP kinase phosphatase activity.
CUGUCAGGGCGGCCCUGACUUCUACGGCAGCAGCGUGAGCUAUCUGGGGGUGCCAGCCCACGACCUCCCCGAUUUCGACAUCAGUGCCUACUUCUCCUCUGCAGCUGACUUCAUUCACCGCGGCCUCAGCACACCUGGGGCCAAGGUCCUGGUGCACUGCGUGGUAGGCGUGAGCCGCUCCGCCACUCUGGUCCUGGCCUACCUCAUGCUGCGCCAGCAGAUGUCCCUGCGCCAGGCAGUGAUCACCGUGAGGCAGCACCGAUGGGUCUUCCCGAACCGCGGCUUCCUCCACCAGCUCUGCCAGCUGGACCAGAAGCUGCGGGGUGCAGGCCGGAGCUGAGGGGCCAGAGCUGGUCCUUGCUCCCUGCCACGGGGCUCUGCCUCUUUGCCACCCUGGCACUGGCCCUGCUGGCGCUGCUGGGGGCUCUGGCCCAGGCGGACACCCAGAAGAUGAUCAGAUCCCAGUGUGGGGUCCGGCCGACAGCCUGCUACUCCUUCCGCUUCCUCAGGCUGCCUGCACUUUCUCUCAGCCACUGUCUUCAGCCCCCACAGAAACAGCAGCAAGUGCGCAGAGACAAGCGGCUGGAAGUCAGCAGCACAACGUGCCUGUCAGACAAGACCAGAGCCCGGGCCAGAUCCCCCUGCAGGAUGGAUUCCCUGCAGAAGCAGGACCUCCGGAGACCCAAGAUCCACGGGACAGUCUCCGCAUCGCCCUACCAGCCGCCCACGCUGUCCUCACUGCAGCGCUUGCUGUGGGUCCGUCGGGCCACCGUGCUGAGCCACAUCAACGAGGUCUGGCCCAACCUCUUCCUGGGAGAUGCGUACGCAGCCCGGGACAAGAGCAAGCUGGCCCAGCUGGGCAUCACCCAUGUUGUGAAUGUUGCCGCGGGCAAGUUUCAAGUGGACACAGGUGCCAAGUUCUAUCACGGAAUGCCCUUGGAAUACUAUGGCAUCGAGGCUGAUGACAACCCCUUCUUUGACCUCAGUGUCCACUUCCUGCCUGUUGCCCGAUACAUCCGAACAGCCCUCAGUGUUCCCCAAGGCCGCGUGCUGGUACACUGCGCCAUGGGUGUGAGCCGCUCUGCCACUGUCGUCCUGGCCUUCCUCAUGAUCUACGAGAACAUGACACUGGUGCAGGCCAUCCAGACGGUGCAGACCCACCGUGAUAUCUGCCCCAACUCGGGCUUCCUCCGGCAGCUCCAGGUUCUGGACAACCGACUGGGGCGGGAGACGGGGCGACUCUGACCUGGUGGACAGCCAGGAGCCCUGACCCUCUGGUUAGCGUGGCCCCACCCACCAGCCUGGCCCUGGGGACAGCAGCCUCUGCUGUUUCCAGUGACCUUGAGAUGAACAUAGCAAGUGGGGCUUAGCGGAGGCAGAGGCAGGGAGAGCUGGUUGGUGCCCUUUUAGCAGGUGGAUUUCCCUGACCCAGUCCAGAGAUUCUUUAUGCAAAAGAGUUCAGUCUCUCUCUAUAAUAAAAGGUUCAUCAUAAUAAAGAGACCUUCUGGUGGUUUGUGGGACGGUGGCUCAUUCCAGGGAUGGCCACGCUAUUCCAGAAGGCUUGCCGGCUCUGGUUCAGUGUGCUGGCAGCCUAGAGACGGGGUCUGAGUCCCUGUCAAGGCUUCAUGAAGGAGGCCAGGUGAGGAUCCGUUAGUGAUGCCGACCUCGGGUGCAAGAGGAAGGAGUGGAGCACAGGUGCUGAGAAUUAGCUGACCUUUCUUCAUCUUGUCCUCCUCCUACCAUCACCAAGAGCGAGGUUGUCUGAGUAAAGACCAAAGUUCGAGGCAUCACUGUCUUCACUAUGAGGCCCUGGCCAGUGUGGCUCAGUUGGUUGGCGCGUCAUCCUGUGUACUGGAAGGUCAUGGGUGCGAUCACCAGUCAGGUGUAUGGGUGGGGGCAGCUGAACAAUGUGUCUCUCUUGCUUGAUGCUUCUCUCUCUUCCUCCCUCUCUAAAUAUAAAAAAUAAAAACAAACAAAAUACCCCCUCCACGACUCACUGUGUGCAAAUAGCACCUCUUGAAUCCUGUCAAUCUUUCCAUUUACACUCUACUUUCAAAAUCACAAUACCUGGAAAACUGAGGCAUUAAACAGGAGGACAGGGGUUGAGGAGGAGAUACCCCAAAAACCCUAGG